Gadus chalcogrammus (walleye pollock) is the source of this 651-nucleotide messenger RNA. It is a transcript of the gene rpl12, whose product is annotated as ribosomal protein L12. Gene Ontology annotation, molecular function: large ribosomal subunit rRNA binding; structural constituent of ribosome. Lineage: Eukaryota; Metazoa; Chordata; Actinopteri; Gadiformes; Gadidae. The coding region runs from base 125 to 622 and encodes 165 amino acids. Gene Ontology annotation, cellular component: ribosome; cytosolic large ribosomal subunit. The transcript is spliced from 6 exons. The record is from RefSeq and is a predicted model, not a curated record. Gene Ontology annotation, biological process: translation.
ACGGUCUCUUUUCCUUUGUCCCCUUAGCGGUGAAGGUGCAACAGUAAUCGGUCGUCCCGAAUCUGGGUUCAUCCGACACCAUCACCAACCAAGCUGAACAGAGCACUACUACCAGAUCAGCAUCAUGCCUCCCAAAUUCGACCCCAGCGAAAUUAAAGUUGUGUACAUGAGAUGUACUGGUGGAGAAGUUGGUGCCACCUCAGCACUUGCUCCCAAAAUUGGACCUCUGGGUCUGUCUCCCAAGAAAGUUGGUGAUGACAUCGCCAAGGCCACUGGAGACUGGAAGGGCCUCAGAAUCACCGUGAAGCUGACCAUCCAGAACAGACAGGCUGUGGUUGAGGUUGUUCCCUCUGCAUCUGCCCUGAUCAUCAAGGCUCUUAAGGAGCCCCCACGUGACCGGAAGAAGGUCAAGAACAUCAAGCACAGUGGGUCCGUGACGUUUGAUGAGAUCGUUGGUAUCGCUCGUGUUAUGAGGCAUCGCUCUAUUGCCAGGGAACUCUCUGGAACCAUCAAGGAAAUCCUGGGUACCUCUCAGUCAGUAGGCUGCACCAUCGAUGGACGGCUCCCCCAUGAUGUCAUUGAUGACAUCAACAGUGGAAAGGUUGAAUGCCCAGCAGAGUAAUGCUUGACAAUAAAAUUGACUAAAUUUAA